AUGGCAAGGAAAAACUAUUUAGUAUGGACAUAUUUUGUAUUGUGUAUUUUGAUUGGUUUGUUCGACCUACGCAUUGACGGUAAGGAUUCUUCAAUAAAACUGGGCGCGUGUGUUAACGAAGAAAAUGAAGAUGGCUUUUGCGACAGUAAUGAUGAAAACAAGUAUCUUGAAAAUAACGAAAAUUUGCAAGCGGAAGAAACUAAGGGAUCAACUUUACUGGGACAAGAAGAAAUAACGAAUUUUAUCGAGAAUUCUGUAAACGUCAACAUAUCUGAAAGUGAAGUCAAUAAAUCAUUAUCGGGAAGCGAAGAUAAACAAACAGACAACGCUGACAAUUCGACCAAUGAUUGGCUCGGACUACGUAUUCCGGUUGUUAAUGGAGUUGAGGUAAGUCCAGCAUUUUAUGUUAUUACUUCUUCUAGGCGAAAAUUUUGUUAUCCAAGUAGCUAAGCUACGUACAUUAUCCAUGCAACCUAUUUAACACGGACAUCCCCUUUACACGGAGUCUUCAGACGACAUAUAUAUAAACAUGUGCAGUGCAUGUAUGACCUCUGUUAUGACAUUUUCGCAAAAUUAUAAUUACAAUAAUGAAGAUAAUGAUGAUGUCAUCAUGUCCUCAGAACUGUAUUUAAGCCGCAUUUUUUUUUUACCUUUAAACAGGUUGGUCAUGUUCAAGAAGUUGAAAUACUUCCGGGGGUCAAACGGCAGAUGAAAACACUGAGCAUGCGUCCACUGGUAUUUGGUAAGAUGGAAAAACAAGAAGUUACUUGAAUUUUACAAAAGUAUACAGAAGUUAAUAUUCUGGUAAUUAACACUUUAAAGCACGAUAUUCUUCACCCUAUUUUCAAUACAUUUUCGGGGAUCACUUCCUUUAUUAUUGUGACCUUCAUGGAAUGUUUAAAAAAACGAGUAGCAUUGUUGAAGGUUAAGCACGAGACGAAGGUUAAACAUUUAAACAUCUUUUCUUUUAACUGGCUGCCUGGCAUUUUUAACUCUUAGGAUUUUUCGGGCAGCCAGCGCCCCUAUCAUCGUCUGUACUAUUGUUAUAAAUUUUUAUUUCUUGUAUAUUAUGGGGUGAAGUAAAGUGUUGUUGUUGUUGUUGUUGAGAAUUUUUGGACUUUAUAAAACACGGUUUUUGCCAAGUAAACAGCUUCAAAAACGUCCCUGAAGUAUUAUUUCCUAUAGAAUUGUAAAAUCCAAUGUACAUCGGUCUUUUUCUGUUUUUAAAAUGUGUUAAUUGGAAACUGUCGAACAAAGGCAGCGUUCUCAAGAGCAAUUGUGCGAAUACAUUGUGAAACUGAAGUUCCGAGGGUCUACUCUACUUUUAAUACGAUGCCGCAACCCAAAAGAAAUUUCAGAAGUUAAUAAACGUAAAAGAGGGAAAAAAUCGAACGAGGAGACUGACACUAAGGCUAACUGCACAAACACAUAAGGGACAGUGAUAACUUACGGAAUUUCAAAUUGGUAAGAAUUGUUUGUGACUCAUUUCGCUGGCUCUUUCUUGGCUCGGAAAACAAUAGUACCUUGAAAUAAACUGGUUGUGGUGUUUUCUCGACUAAAAAUCUUUUUUUUUUUAAUUUUAAAUAAGCUCUGAUAUUAGUUCGUUUAAGGCUGAACAUCUUUUUGGCUUCUGCAGAUAUUUUGAUGAAUUUUUGACAUUAUCAUUUAUUUGCAAAUUAGAAUAACCAUUUAUUUUAUGAUAAAAUUUUAUGCUCAUUACUAUUCUUUGUAUAAAAUGGUUAUCAUCCUAAUCAGCAUUCCAUUGUUCCAGUCAUUCAACCUCGUAUAAUUUCCCCUGAGGCUUAAUUCAAAUCCCUCUUAUCCUCUGCCGUUUUAAGAUGAAUUUUAGCGCGUAUGAAAUCAGAGGUCCGUGAUUAAACCCUUGCAUUCAGCAGGACAAUAUACUGACCAUUUAUCAGUUGUUGAAGUGUUCUAAUCAGUAAGGUUUUAACUUUUGAGAAGAAAUUAGACGCUGGGCACGUUUAGUGGUUAAGGUUACAGACAAUUCGAUUAUCCAAUGAAACAAAACUCGAAGAGGACGGUGCGUGGACAACUACAAGCAACAUCCUAGAGUUCUCUGAGGCAGUCCCGGCUGCAAAAAUUAACUUUUAUUUCUUAUUCUCCAGAGAUUCCUGAUUUUCUCGAUGCUGACGAAUGUGAACUUAUCAUAGCUCUUGCUGAGAAUAAAAGGCUUAGAGAUAAUCCUAAAAUAACGGAUAGUAGAGGAAUCUUAUAUGAAGAUCCUGUCAACACUUUCAAGUUGUGGGACUUAAACGGAGAUGAUUACAUUGACACAGAAGAGGUUAGUGGAACUGUACAUCCUCUUAAAUCAAAAAUUCUCUUCGUAAGUGUAUACUGUUGCUUGUUGAAUCCACUGCAAUCAUCAGUCGUUUCCAAGAACAGGUUUUCCCAUUUCACUUUUUCUGUCUCUUUGUCGCACCUAUAGAUCGUCAGAGAUUUGUGCAGAAACAUCCCUGCCAACCAAGAGUGGUAUUUGAGUAAAUAGUUUGCAAUAUGAGGCGGGCUGCUCCUCCUUGAACACACUUCCAUGAGCUCGAAGUUAAUAACAUUAUUUCCUCAGGCCCGAAAUUGGGAAGAUAAGAGGGAGGAGAGUUAGUUAGUGCUUUCGCAAGGAAAAAGACUCUUUCAUGCUCCACCUACUUAUGAAACACUUUCAGCGAAUGCGCACACUCGGUUGAACAUUAUAUAUUUUCAAUUACAGAUUGUUCUGAUUCCUGGAAAAAUGGAUCUCAAGUUUACAGAGAUAAACGCCACUGAAAUGUAUGUCGUCAACUUAAAAUCCCAUAUAAUUGCUUUUCACUCUUUCAGUCUCUAUUCAUCCUCGAUAAUGCCCUGAAUGCCACUUAUUGGAUACCCACUAGUAGACUGUAGUGCAAUAGCCGACGUCUAAAGUUGCUAAUAAAAUUUAUUAUGGCUCCAAUCAAAGCUGUAAUGUCAGUGAGCAACUCAGAAUUUCACUUAAGUACAUGCAGUUUCUGAAAAACAAGUGAAUAUGCUAGUCGAGGGUUUUGCCUUCGCGCCUCACUGGUUUAUUGUAAUUUUGUUCUGAGUGGCUUUUCUUUGAUUUUAAAUUGACAGGAUGAAGUCAUUAGAAAUGGAUAAAGACGACAACGGUUUGUAAACUUUUCCUGUUUCAUAACAUUGUCUUUGUGUCAUAACUGGUCACAUUUUUUCCCGGUUUCCAAAGCAUGAAACGAUUUUGGAUAUUUCUAUCUGCACCCCGGACAGGAUGCUAGUCCACCCUUGGGUUACCCCCAACGUUAAAUUUGCGAUACUUAUUUACACACGUAGGUGGUGUGAGGCACCAUGGCAGUAACGUGUCUCACCCAAGAACUCAACGAAAGACCCUGUCAAGGGCUAAGCACGUAGACUCUCGAUUUGAACUCCAAACCGCUAGCCAUUAGGUCAUCUCGCCUCUCAUUCGUUCACCUCGAGUCUGAGUUAUCAUAUUUUAUCGUCAUCAUCGCCACCACGAUCACUAAUUCAUCAUUACUUUCAUGACUAACCAAAUCUUGCUUGGAUAUUUUUUUAAAUCAGGGAAAAUUGACUUGACUGAGUUCAAGAGCAUAGAACUUGAGAGGAUGCGAGACUACAUAGCUGCUCUUUUGAAUGAUUCUUCAUUGAGGAGAAUAGCCAGCAGCAAGAUUUCAUGGUUAUGGCACGAUGAAGACGAACUGCUAAGAUAUCAGCCGGAACUACUUGACGGAUUUCACGAACGGUACGUGUACACUACAACAGGCACCUUGAAGUGGUCCCUUCUGUUCGUAAUUCCUUUCCUAACACGGCUUUGACCCUCUUAAAGGCGGACACCCAGUCCCUAAGAUGGAUUCUUUAGUGUCCGUCCAACCGGGGUGUCCAUCUUCAAAAGAGUUGACUGUACUCCUGUAUUUCACAUUAUCAGGGUUUGUAUAAAGAGACUGUUUUGUGUUAAGCUUGCUCCCACUUAGUAUCUAAUAGCAAAAUCAUUUUGCUUCUAGCCUACAAGCAAUUACCAAGAUACCAAAGGAGAUAUUACAAGAAAGUGAACCAAUGCAGGCAAGAAUAUGACUUUACUAAGCGUACUUCAGAAAUACCAAUUAAAACUUCUUCACUUUAUUUAUCCCACUCUUAACUUAUGUUCUGGUUUGGAGUCAACCCUCGCAAGGUUAUUUCGAGGGGUUCGGAGACCCCUAGGACCUCCCUAGAAAUAAACGGCAGGCUAAAGGUUUUUUUAAAUUACCUACGAGCGUUUAAUAUGUUCCCUUAUUCACCUUUUAUCAUCUGAUUCCAAAAACGAAAAAAAUACUGUCCGACAGAUAAUACUAAAUUAAAUAAAUUCAAUUUUAGGUGUCACAAUACGAAGAAGGUAGUUAUCAAUAUUGUCAGCAAGACAGCGAGCCUACAAUUAAAGGAGUUCCGUGCUGUCUUUAUGGCGACAUGAAUCAGUGCAGAAUAUGCAGGUAUCUCAUAAAUCUUAAAAAAGUAUAUUUUUAUAAAUAACAGGAAAAUAAAUCAGUAAUUUUAUGAUAUAAUAAAGUGAUUAAUGCAAGCUAUAACCCUAAUUUAUUUUCAUUAAAAUAAAUCAUUAAAAAUAAUGAAAUAAAAUAUAUUUUUUUUUACAAUGACUAAAAUUCAUGUCUCUUUAUAUUAUUUUGGAAGGUUUAUAACAAUAACAUAUUUUUUAACUGAUGUUGACGAUGGAGGGGAAGUUGUUGUACCACUUGCCAACAACAAGUUUGAGGUAUUUUCGUCCUAGUUAUGUGUAUACGGACCGAUAUGCAUUUCAGAUAUGUUGAAAUCUUUAUUUCACGUGUACAUCGUGAACCUAAACUUGGUUUUUAUGAGUGGUGUUCACUUUAUGUGUCGCUAGUAAUUUCGUGAUUGCCAUGGUUUUUAGUUUCUAUUUUAAGAAUCGUUUAAAAAACUUACCUUUUUAAAAUGGCUUUUAACUUAGAACUAUUUUUUUUCUCUACAUCUUAACCUUUAAACUUUUUAAUUGUCUAUACUUAGUUAUACUGUUAUACGUUUGUAUGAUAUACUUUUUAUGUUUUUAUAUUUUGUAUCACUUUUCUUAUUUUUGUAAAUGGAUGAUGGCGCUAUAUGAUGUAUUACUAUUAUUAUUAUUAUUAUUAUUAUUAUUAUUAUUAUUAUUAUUAUUAUUAUUAUUAUUGUUAUGUGAUUUUUGACCAACUUUCAUGACCAAUCCGAGAAGUAAUCUAAAUGCAAUAUUGACUUGCACCUAAACGUUUUCUCUUGCUUGGUCCCGGCUACACGUAUUUACUUCUAGUUUCUAAAGGUUCUCAGUUUUGCCCACCCUGUUGUGCCAGACUAAAGUAAUAACUAUUGAGCUUGGUUCUACUUUAUUCAGUAGGACGAUCUCUAAUCUACAUUAAUAAGAACCUUUUCUUAUUUUUUAGGAAGAAGUUAUGAAUAAUUCAGGAAACUGGACGGGUUUCUUUACUUACGCCAAGACCACUGGAGGUCGCAACUCUUUCAAGGUUGACAUCAAGUUUGAAGUCGACGGAGCUAACAAGAUUCUUGUCGGUAAAGGUCAUGAUGCAAGCGGUGCAUUCGAGUUAAUUGACAGUUUAGUGACAGGGGACAUUGUUCGAUUUCGUAAAAAGUACCUUAAUCAGGAGAAUAAUGACGUGCUGAUUAAAUAUGCCGGAAGAUUAAAGGGUAAUGCUCAGAUAGAAGGAAAAUGGUGGAUUCCAGGAGAGAAGAAAAUUCAUGGAUUUUUCUUCAUGCGUUAUGAGGCCUAUGAGGUAUGCUGAAGAUUAAAAUCUCACUUUUUCGUCAAUUUUGGUCUGUUUCUCAAUUCCACUUUUUAGCACCCUCAGUGAGGUCAAUCAUCAAGCCAAGGUAGCUAAUUUCAGUGCAAUAGAAAUGGGAAUAAACGCACUAAACGUCCCUUAUUUCGGAAUCCUGUCUUUUUGUUCCCUUAAACUUGUUUCGGAUGUCACCUAAUUACCCUUUCAUAAAAAUGAAGAUAACAUCUUCCCUUAAAUACGAAUUGACGAACGCAUUUAGUUAUCAACAUCACUUCCCUAUAUAAUUCCUGUGCUGGUUUGUAGCUGACGUAACGGUUGACGUCACGCAACUGAUGUCACGGCGGCCAUGUUGGUCGACAAGAACAAAAGAACUCUUUUUUCAUGCAACCUCUCCGAAAAAAAAGUUAUUGCUCUGUCAAUCAACAUGGCCUCCUCGUCACGUGGUUGAAGACCAAGAAUAAUGACGAAUCUAUGGUCUCGACUUAUCUUUUUGUUUCAUUUACGUUACAGAAAUGGAUGAAUGAUGCGCUAGGAAAAUGCAACUCGUAUGAAUAUUGCUCAAAGGGAAAUCUAGUUAUCAAACCUCAAAGAGGUAAGGCGAUCAUGUGGUAUAACCACGUGAUCAAUGACGAAGGCAACUGGAUUGGAGGCUUAGAUAACAGGAUGCAUUAUGGGCAUUGUGACGUCAGUAGUGGAGAAAAGUGGAUAGGCACAAACUGGAUUAAUGUAGAUGGCGAGGGAGACAUGGAAUUACGAGCUUGGAGAAAGGGAAGCAAUCUUUUAUCGGUUGCUAGAAGGCACGGAAAUCAGAACAUACUACAAAGAAUGCAAAAAAGUAGAAACAGAAUUCAUACCGACGUCAUCGAAGAAGAAAUGCAAAGUGAUAUGGAAAACACUGAGGAAUGGACGUUUCACGAUUCUCAUCCAAAGGAACGAUUUGUUCUUAACGCUGUGACGUCCCUUUUAGAAACCCUUAAGGAGGAUGAACUGCGAAGUGUAUCUAAGAAAGUGCACGAGAAACUUGAGAUGUUGUGUGUUCCUCUGGUGCUAAACCAAGGAGGAAAAAUUUCCUUGGUGGAUGGUAGUAAGGCAGAUUGAUAAAGCGUUUAGAAAAUGCAGCUAAAAUGUACAGUUUCUAGUCAUAUUUAUCUUGAAGUUUCAACUUCCAAAAGCAGUUAUUAAAAAGUUAUGUAUCUCAUAUAAUUAAGAUUACAACAAAUUAAAAACUGUGGCAAAACUGUAAAUAUAUUUUCUGUAAUAUAUAUUGCAUAUUUUGGUAUAAUUAUUUUAUUAUUUCAGUAAUAUAUCGUAAUUACUUUUAGACGCACGAAUUAUAACCUGUUUUCAUGACAAAUUAAAAGACGGUGUUUCUGAAAAUUCUUAUCACUAUUUUUGUUAUAUUUUAGUAUACCAUGUAUAUUUAAUGUUACUGAAGCCUGAAGUGUGAUGUUGCGCUUUCAAGGGAGCCUUCACGAUUUUCGGUUUUUGAUACCUCUGAUGGUUGACAAGAAACCACGAGGGUGUUUAGCCAAUCGCAUAAAACAGUGGAAUAACAAAGCGAAAGUACUCUUCACGGUACAAUGGACUGAAAAUGGUUCCACUUUCUGAAAAGUGCAGAGAUGGCAAUGGCAGCUUUCUGACUCCUUUAUUUUAAUUUCCUAGCAUACAUGCAUGCGGGCGGGACCGACGUUAUAUUACAUCAAAAUAACCUUAUAAAGUGCUAGCCUUUUAACUGAGUUGGUUGCAUUUAAGAAGAUGAAAACAAACGAAAACAAAAGCGAAAUGACGACAAGAUAUUUCUCAUAUUUAUCUGGGCCACUGCAAAUUUCAAUCUAUAUAAUAACUAUAUUUUUUAAGCAAAUAUAGGUAAAGAUGUUUCGCUUGCUCACAAAUGUGGCCGUGAUUAGAGAGGCUAGUUUCAAAUAUCAAGCUAUAAAGCUCAGUCACCAAGGUUCAUAGCUUGUGCCAAUUAUAAACGAAGAAACACUGGACAAGAGUUUGAGCAGCUGAGUGCCAGGUACUUGCUGCCCACCUGUUGAAAGUGGAUGAAUAAAUUAUCAGGUGAAUAAAUUAACUUUAAGCCAAGGCAGAUGUUCAAGGAUGAUUCAACUUCACAGUAAUUUCUUCAAAAUAGGAAAAUUUUAACAGAAUCAUCAGGUGUUUUCCCGCAUAUUAUGGGAACUUGGGUUCAUGAUGUUGUGAUAGUAAUCUACACCCUAAUUACGUUUCACGGAGAUCAUGUGGUCAAAUCAAAGCAAUUUGGUGAUGGUCAAAUCAAUCAGUGUCACGACAGAAACGGAGACUGCUCGACUGAGCGAACUAAGAGUAACGUUCUUCUGAGAUUACCGCGACUAGAUGCAGUAAAGGUAAUGAAUUUUUUCCUUUUCGUGUUUUAUAGAAAGCGAGAAUUAUAUAUACCAAUCCAGAUGGUUAGCUUGGAAAAAUACGUAACACUUGUGUCUUGACUCUCUUGCUUUCUGCUUGCCUCUUGCCUCUCAGUUUGCACUGACAAAGGAUAAAAUCGGAGUGUUUCUUUGAGUAACACCUUCAGAAAAUGCAAAGGGUCAGCUUUCAGUACUAAAACCUUAGAGUUGCCCGCGCAUUUUUAGCAGCUAUUACUGGAAUGCUAGAGCUUAUUAAGAGAGUAGCUUCACAUCAGCUGUUAUUAUUUCAAUCAGCAGCCUAAGUGCUUUUUUGUUAUCUUUGCUAGAAGUUAUGAUAGUUGUAGGCUUGUCAUAGUACAAGAAAAAAAAUCGAAGCCCUAGGUAUAGCCGUUCAAAAUCCAUGGGACCAUAGCUAACAAGAAUUACUCAUACCCUUAAUUCUUUGGAGAAAAGUGAACUUAAACGAUUCAAGCGGGACACAAUGUAGAGUUUCCGUUAGAUUUAUUUAUUAUUGUUGUUAUUUUAAAACAGCUAAUAAAGCUAGUUCCUUUCUUAAAACUACAUAAAAUGGAUUUUAUUUAAAUGUCUAUUUCAAAUAGAGCUGCACCUCGUUCUAAAGGAACAUGUGCUAGAACUUUAAGAACAGUGUUUUGGGACAAACGAAGACUAAAUUUUGAACUAAUUAAAUCACUUACAUGCAAAGUUGUCAUAUUUACCGUUCAAGUUAUGCACGGAGCUAUGAGCAUUUCCCCACGCCUGAGCAACUUAUAUAAAUUAGAUUCAUUGCACAGCAUAGUGAUAUGAACAGCUGUUCCAGGUCAAUAACUCUACUGUCAUGACUUAUUGAGAAGUCAGUAAGUACUCAUUCCAAAUAAACAAGAAAGUUAAACUAAAGUGUGUAAAAGAAUUUUCACCAACAGGCAGGUAAUACAAAGAUACUCAAUAUAGAGAGAACACAGCUAUAUCUGUCUAUAGGCCAAAAAUGUCUGUAGAUCGCUCUUUGCCACUGCAAAACUGAUGGAAAGAAAGAAUUGGCUAGGCGUCUGUUCAAGUUUUUUGGAAGGUGAAUUUUUAAGACUAUAAAUUAUUGAGACACUGUCGUCAAAUAGAGUAUAUUUCGAAAAACAAAAUAAUCUCUAUCCCUUUCCCCCUUCCACCUUAUCCUCAAUUGGUUGUAUGCUGCUUCCUCAGCGGACAACAAGGCAAUAUUUUGUAAAAUUUUUAGGAAUUUCGCCCAUUUUAUGGGAAUGUCUUUAUAUUAAAAAAAAUAUUUAUUAUUAUUCUAGGUGGGUUACACUCAAGAAAUGGAAUUGACAAAAGGUAGCAUUCACACAGUGAAGACUGUUAGUUUACAGCCACCAGUGUUUGGUACGUGAGUACUCUUAGCUGUCCUUCAACAAAUACAAUUGUCCUAUAGCGCUGAACCUUAACAUAUAUAUACAGUGGAAGCACUCUUGAGCAGACAGCCUUGGAACGCGAAAAAGAUGUUCGUAACUGGAGCUGGGCUCUUACGGGAAUGUAAAGAAAUAAAGAGUUUGUAUGACAGUUGAGAAAACGGGGAUUUGUGAAGGUGGCUGUAAGUAGAGCUGUCUGCUUACGAGAGUGUCCGUUGGGAGAGCUUCCCCUUUAUUAAUGAUUCACAUAUUAAUAUCAUACACGGAUUUCUUUGUUUCACGUUCGACAGAAAUUCCAAACUUCUUCACGGAUGAGGAAUGUGGAAUGAUUAUAGAUUUGGCUCAAGAAAAAGGUCUGAAAGAUAGUCCGUUUACCCCAGAUACUGACAAUAUCGAUGAUAAAGAUUCCAUUGACGGCAUAUUAAAGGCAUGGGACAGAAAUGAAGAUGGAUUUGUUGACAAGGAUGAGGUAAGAUUCCAUCCACGAUAUAACUUUACUUUGGCUGGUUCUUUUGGUACACACUGGUUGGUUAUGGUAUGAAUUCAAGUUUCGCUCGUGUUUAACAAAUAGUAUGACACAAAUACUGAGGUUUUUUCGAACCUUUCCUAUGUUAAGAAAGAACUAUAACUUUUCCUGCUAUUGUAUUCCACUUUACUGAACAGGCUCUUUAUCAACCUGGUAAACGAAACGUUUACAUGACAGAAGAAGACGUGCUAGAAAUGUAAGUUAAUUUGAGUUCCUGCCGAUUUAGAAACAAAACGUUCUUUUUAUGUUUUGUUAUUUUCCUCCUAUUUCUGAUUUAUUGCAAUGGUUUAUUUUAGGUUUAAAGCCCUAAACCUUGAUCAAGAUAAAGAUGGUAUGUAGUUAGAGGAUCCUCCUCCUCAGUCCUCCUCCUCCUUCUUCUUCUUGUUAUUAUUAUUAUUAUUAUUAUUAUUAUUAUUAUUAUUAUUAUUAUUAUUAUUAUUAUUUUCUCGCUCUUUUACUUUACUCCGGUUAGUGGAACUGUUCCCAAAUGAAUUGACUUGAAAAGAGCUACAAAGUUUCUGAAUUUUAACUCUUUCGAGGUGGCCAAUUUCUCUUUGCUAUGAUCUUUUUUCACACAAUCUGAUUUAUGCAGCGCUAAAUAGAUUUUAUAUCAAACCUGUAGGAAGAGUUCCGUUAAAGAAGUUAGACCACACAUCAUUGGAAAAUAUCCACGCUUAUAUUGACAAGGAAGUAACAAAGAAGCCGCGCAUGCGCAGCCAAAACAGUAAACAAGUUUGGUUAUGGCACGAUGAUGACGAACUUCUGCAGUACGAAGGUCUGCUUGAAGACUAUCACGAGAGGUAAAUUAAAGUUAUUUCAAUGUUUGCACCAGUUCAUAUUUGUCUAUUUAUUCACAAAAGAACAAAUUCAAACAAAUAGACAGCUAAAAUGGAGAUCUUACUGUUUUAAGAAACGCUUUCUUUAAUUUUGCAGAAUUGAGCAGCUUACCAAGCUACCAAAGGCAAUCCUACAGCAAAGCGAGCCACUGCAGGUAAGUUAAAGGGAUAUCUUCACGGUAGACUAGCAAUUUUAGUUUUCCAUUGGCAGACAUUUCCCAUAUACACUUCAAAAACGGAGAUUUUUGUAGAAGUGUAUAUACUUAUAUUAUAUCCAGUUACGCCCAAAAAGUUUCCUUGAAAAAAUGCUCCAUUUUUCUUGUUUUUUCCCCAUAGUUUCGAGUUGGGAUUAUUUCCCUCGACCUUUCCUGUUUCCUGAAUGAAAGAGGUUGAUCUCUUUUGUCUUAUUCCCAAGGUGGUACGUUACAAAGAAGGAGGUCAUUAUCACUGUCACCAUGACAGCGAAGAAAUCGCGCAUGACAAACCUUGUUGCUUGUAUGGCUCUAAAGAUUGCAGGCUCUGUCGGUAAGUAAGUUACACGCCACAUAUCCGAAAAAACCAGCUUUACGGCAAUUUCUAGCAGGGUAUUUUCAUGAUAGUGUUACUUUUUAACUGUCAGAUAUCUGACGAUCAUGGUUUUUCUAAAUGACGUCGAAGAAGGAGGAGAAUGCGCAUUUCCCAUUGCUGAUAACAGAACUUUCAGUUGGAAGGUAUGUCUAAGUAAAAAAAUCAUUACGUCGAGAAACUAUGACAAUACUGCCUGCCGCGUUAUUUUAACUUAGGCCAAAUGUAAUGAUGUUAGGAUUGCAGCUUUAUUAAAAAAAAGAAAUCAGAAAAAUUUAUAUGCCAGGAGCGCCCCAGUUGUUCAAAAGGUAAAUAAUGCUAUCCACUGGAUAAACCUCUAUCUAAUGGGUAGAGAUUAGUGUCCCUAAUCCCUAUCCACUGCAUAGUGAUUUAUCAAGUGGACAGUGCUAUGCAGCGUUUGAACAACUGGGGCCUGUUUGAGAAUUCUCUCUGACGAUUAGCUGUUCCUUAAUGAGAAUAUGCCAUUUUCACGUUGACGACAUUUGUCUUCAUGUACACUACCAGAAAUUAUUUCGUUUAUGUUCUCUUAUUUAAAUUUGUCAAUCCCGCUGAGGUUUAAAAAACAAUAGCCCUAAUUUGCACAAGUAAUCAACAAACUGAAGGAUUCUGGUAAUUGUAGUAAAAUGAUGUCAUCGUGCAGUUAUCCUAUUAGUUCUCCUUUUUUGGCUAUUUUGAGAUGUAGAGCAAGACUGGGUCGGGAUCGUGCCGAGUUGCAUGUGAAACUGUUGUGGGGAUGCCAAAACUUCUUUCAUUGGCUGCUACAAAGUUACACCGGAAACCGGGUCAAUCAAAACAGUACUAGGAUGCAAUUCCACUCAAUAUAGAGCGUUUUCGUAUGACGUCACAUCCGCCAUAUUCGUGUUCCAAAACAAUGAAAUUGCAGCCAUGUUGGUGUCCCAAACCAGUGUUAUUGUUCCAAUAAAUUUGCAUAGCCGCUGGUCACGUGACUGUAAACACUCUAUAUAAACUGAAAGAGUUAAAAGAUAAGAUAUCCGGUAAAAAAGAACGUAUUUUCAUCUUUUUCUCUGUUCGUAGGAGUGGUCAAAGCAAUCACCGCAUAGAUGUAACAUGGUAACUAACUGCGCUGAGUCUAACUUAGUUAUCAAACCUCAGAGAGGCAAGGCAGUAAUGUGGUACAAUCAUAAGCUACGUGGUUCACAGGGAUGGUUCGGUGAUUUAGACCCGCUUUCAUAUCAGGGAAGCUGUGAAGUCAAGAAAAGUGAAAAAUGGGUCGCGAAGAUUUGGGUCAACAUUAACGGCGAUGGAAGGAAGGAAUUACGUGCGUGGAAAAUGGGCCACAACUGGCUGGCAGAAAAUAAUCGUAAUGAAGAAAUCAUGAAUAUGUUGCAGACAGAAGUUGUAGAAGAAACAGUGGCUGAAAAUAGAUAUACGAAACAGAAAAAUGUGGAGGUUAAUGACGGAGUGAAAAUUGAUUUAGUUGGUCAUACUAACGUCAAAGAGGAAAGCUCUUGGGAAGAAAAUACUGACGCUAAGGAGGAAAGUGUCAAAUAUUAUACUCAAAAUAAGCUGCAAUUAACAGAGGAAUCUUUAAAGGAUUCUUCCAAGGCCACCCCUGAGGGGCCAAAAUUGUCAAGAACAGAAACAUCUUCCCCUCUUCCACUAACGGAAGAGCAAAUGACUCCUAAAGGGCCUCCAGUAGGCCAGUUGCCCACUCAAGGAUUUGAAGGUAGUCGCAUUGUGCAGUCUAUAAUGCUUUUAUUGGAAGAACUUGAUCAAGUUGAACUUGAAAUUAUCGCGAGGAACUUACACACGAAACUUAAACUCGUUUGUGUCCCACUUAUUGUGAAUCCAAUGGGGCGACUUUAGCUCGAACAAAUAUUGAACGAUCGACGUUUUUAAAAUUGAAUAUAGAAAACUUGUUGCUAUGACUAAUUACAAAAGUGUUUAUACCUCAUCACUUCCGGGACCAUUAUCGUAUGUUGUUGCUAGGUAACGUGGUUACUGAGCAAGUGAAAAUUGGCUUCCUGUUUUCGUUUUCCACGUGUUUUUGGAUUACCGGUCGCGCCGGUCGCGGGACAAUUUUUCGUGCCAUCAGUGGUAUCGCUUCCUUGUCGUUUAAGGUACUGCAUGAUUCCAGUGCAAAGUUACGGAAACAUAUAAUUAUGAAUCAAGAGGAUUUAUCAUAUUUAUGGCGAAAAGUCUUUUACAUGUUUGUAUCUACCAAGAAGACUCGCGCUGUAAAAGGACUGUCUGAACACAAGAGCUUUUUAGUUUCUUCACCAAAUGGUAAAGUUGAAAGUUUUUCCUUUUCCAUUUCAUUUAAAACAGUUCAGGGUCGACAUCGAGUUACGUGUUGCGUGUUACUUUCGGCGGAAGUAAACCGGGUAGUCAUUUUGUUUUCAAAUCAAUUGAAAAAUCUGUUUCUUGAAACUUUCGCAUACUAUUUGCAAAAUUUCAAAAACAGUCUGGCAAAUUAUGUCCGAGGGCUACUUGCGGAACACAAUAUUCCAUUCUCAUUUCUAAAUGAAAUAAAUAUCACGAUAGUACUAAAUAUUUUAAGCCAAAGGUACAUUUCUUUUUUCAGGAAAACACGAUUUCCUGCAUUGGGUCACGUGACAUUGGGUGUGUCCUGAUGACGUUACAGGGAGAGGCAACCGGUUCCUUUUAGGGAUAGCCCGAGUUCGCCCUCCCCGCAUUGCCCUCCAAACUCUCCUCACCCCUAACCCCCAUGGAAGGCCUGUGGCCAAGUGACAUCGGGUGAGUCCUGAUGAAGUCACAAAUCAAAUCAAAUCAAAUCAAAUCACUGGUUUAUUUCCCUUUUGCAGUCAGAAGACUGAAUUGUAGGAUACCUUACAAGCUGUGAUAUAUAUACAAAUAUGCUGCAUUUAUUGACAAGAUUGAUAUUUAACACUAACAAAAUUUGAGAAACGUUCAGUCCUUGUGGCCAUAGGCCUGCUAGAACUCCCUGAUCUUAGACACACACUGAUAGAUAUAGGCACUAGUCUGUUGCGUAUUAGUGAGUAUAAUGGGUUACCUGGCCGAACCUUACCAAGCAAAAGUACCGGUCCCUUUUAGAGAUAGCCUGAGCACCCCCCCCCCCCCCCCCCCCCCCCCCCGCAUUGCCAUCUACAAUCUCUUCCCCCUUAUCCCUAUAGAAGGCCUGAUAGUCAGGCUAUUUAAGGGACCACCGUUUGUCUUAUUUUAAAUGUAAGGACCUGGAAAAAGGGGAAUUAAACAUUUGAGCCAGGCAAAACAUUCUUAUCAGCUUCAAAGCUGUUGCAAAUCCAUUUUUUCGCUUUAUGAAAUUAAAUUAUAAAUUAUGAUGAAACAAAAGUACAGCAUGUUAUAGAUAGUGUCUAUGGUACAAUGAUGGUCCUAUUUCUACUCUCUGAAUGUAAUUACUAUUUAUGAUAUUAUUCAUGUGGUGAAGUAUAAAUUUAAAUAAUUGUACAACCCCUUACUAAGAAAGUGGAUUAUCAUCGGCCAAGUAGAAAGCGAUCCAGUUAAGACUUGGUUUAACGUUUCAACCAUCUGAGCCUUUGUCUACGGUGUUAAAAUAGCACACAUCUUUUUGCCACUUCGUGAAUUUUUCAGUGACCACAUAUCUGUUCACUUUGUCAAUUAUUUCACAUUGUGCUCAUAAGUGUAGUUCCACAGAUGGAGCUGAAUAGUCGUUGGUAGUAAUCAAGAUUGUUCAAGUUUUCGUAGGAUCAUCAGCACAAGGAACAGUUCCAUAAACUUUGUACACAGCCAUGUCAUACUUUCGUCUGCAUCGUUUCAUUUCCUCGUUUUGCUGGCGAAAAUAUUCCAACAGUUCUUCUGUGAUUCUAGUUCCCUUAGUCUGGCCAUUCUUUUCCUCCGGAAGAUCCUGGCAAUGUUUUAUGCUGGUUGGUUUUUUACUGUCGAUUGUCUUAGAACUUGACUUUUCUUGUUGAUCAGUAUUACACGAACUCAUAACGCAGUGUUUUCAGUAGACAGAACUGAGAAAAAUGAAUAGCUAGACUGAAAAGCAACGAAUCAGAAUUUUGCACAUUCCAGGAUUUCGAAAUCUUCGGCUUUUUUAACACCCUCCCAAUUGAAAUGACUGACGUCGGUUUAAAGCGCGUCACUUCCGCUCAUUUCCUCUGUCUAUGUACGCUCUAUUUUUUUUGAACUAGAAAAAGAUUACAUUUGCAUUAGUAACCGCUUGAAAAUAACCUUGAGGAAGAAUAAUGGCAAGACUACGGUUUGCAGGCUAACAACCGUAACACAGAAACAAAUGAAAGCUCUUACUGUCUAAUCAAAAAUCCGAAAGUGGCGUAAAUCAUUUCUCAGCGAUAGCAUUUCUUGCCCUCUAAAAUAACCUGAGGAAGGCUUGUGGCAUGGAGUGUGUCCUCUUGACGUCACAAACAUUGCCCUCUAAAAUUCACUCACACCUAAACCCUACCUAAACCCUAUGGAAGGCUUGUGGCUAAGUAACAUGGAGUGUGUCCAUGUUCACCCCUCCCCCCAUUGCCCUCUCACCCCUCACCCCUCACCCCUAACCCCUAUGGAAGGCCAGAUAUUCAGGCUAUUUGAGGGAUCACUGUUUGUUUAUUGUAAAUGUAAGAACCUGGAAAAGGAAAUAACAGAAAUUCGAGCCAAGCAAAACAUUCUUAUAAGCUUCAAAGCUAUUCCAAAUCUACACCGUAAUUUUUAGGGAGUUAUUAUAACUCCAAAAAUGGAGUAAAAAUUUUAGGUACAGGAUAACCCCUUUUUUGGGGUUAUUUUAACUCCUAAUUUAACUCCGAAUUUGGGGUCAUUUUUACUCCUGAAAAAGAGUUCUUUUUACUCCCAGUCUUGGAGUUAAAAUUACUCCGAAAUGGGGUUACUUGUACUCCUAAAAUAACUCCACGAAAAAUAACUCCACUGUAAGGAGUUAAAUUAGCCCCACUAGAGGAGUUAUUAUAACUCCCUGAAAAUUACAGUGUACUUUUUCGCUUUAUGAAAUGAAAUUAUAGAUUUUGAUGAAAGAAAAGUACAGCAUAUCUUAGAUAGUUUCUUUAGUACAAAUGACUGCUGGUCCUAUUUCUUCUCUAUGGAUGUAAUUACCAUUUAUGAUAUUAUUUAUGUGAUUGAGUGUAAAUUUCAAUAAUUGUACGCCUCAAAACUGAGUGGAUUAUCCUCGGCCACUAUAGAAAGCGAUCCAGUUAAUUAAAAUUAAAAGACAUGAUUUUUCGUUUCAGCCAUAUCAGCCUUUGUCAGUAGUAUUAAAAUAACACACAUUUUUUCAGCAGUUCGUAAACAGUUUCAGUGACUACAUAUCUGUUCACUUUGUCAGUUAUUUCACAUUGUGCUCAUUAAGUGUAGUUCCACAGAGAGAGCUGAAAAGUCGUUGGUAGUAAUCAAGAUUGUUCAAGUUUUCGUAGGAUCAUCAGCACGAGGAACAGUUCCAUAAACUUUGUAGACAGCCAUGUCAUACUUUCGUCUGUAUCGUUCCAUUGCCUCGUUUUGCUGGCGAGAAUAUUCUAACAGCUCGUCUGUGAUUCUGGUUCCUUUAACUUGGCCAUUCUUUUCCUCCGGAAGAUCCUGGCAAUGUUUUAUGCUGGUUGGUUUUUUACUGUCGAUUGUCUUAGUACCUGACUUUUCUUGUUGAUCAGUAUUAAACGAACUCAUAACGCACUGUUUUCAGUAGAAAGAACAGAGAAAAAUGAAUAGCUAGACUGAAAAGCAACGAAUCAGAAUUUUGAACUUGCCAGGAUUUCGAAAUCUUCGGCUUUUUUAACACCCUCCAAUUGAAAUGACUGACGUCGGUUUAAGGCGCGUUACAUCCGCUCAUUUCCUCUGUCUAUAUACGCUUUUUUUUUUUGAGUAAAAAAAGAUAACAUUUGCAUUAGGUACCGCUUGAAAAUAACCUUGAGGAAGAAUUAAUCAUUGCAAGACUACGGUUUACAAGCUUACAACCGUAACACAGAAGCAACUGAAAGCUCUUACUUUCUAAGAUCAAAAAGCCGAAAGUGACGUAAAUUAAUUCUCAGUGAAACCUUUGCAAUAACAAAAUGUCCACGCCGCCGAACAGCUCGUAUAAUUUAUACCUUUUUUCCUCACUAUCUUGACCAGCGGUUUCUAUGACGAGUGCUACGAACUCAGCAGGUCAACUCCGAGAAGAAACUACCAUGCAACGGUUAGCAAUAAACGUGGUAAAUUUUUGCUAAGGAGGUUUAAUAGGCACAUGUUUAUGAAAAAGAUGCCGGCAUUGGCAAAGUAUAACUAAUCGCUUCAAAUUCAAUUGACUUGUCAAACCACCUUCGCCGUUUAUCUGAACAUCGUGCGACAGAAGAGUACAUUUAAUAAAGCCGGCGCUUUUUGUUCUUUUUCUUCCUUCGUGGGUACACCAGUCCUGUUUUAUUGAAAAGCAACAGAAUUCCCAUCAGUUAACAUAGUCUGUUGUGCACUGAUCAGGAGCUGAUCGAUCCGUUUCGCCUCUCUUACGAAUUUAAUCCUUUCACUACCUAAAAUCAUAUAAUUAUAUAGAUCUGUAAUAAUUUUGUUCAGUCUGAGUCUGCAGAUCAAUCCCGUGAUGCGACCAUUUAAAUUCGACUUCUCAAAAGUUAAUUUCACAUUCCUUGAUUAAUUUGUUUUCCCAACUUCCGAAUUUCAGUUUUUUGUGUGUCUACUUUUACAUGAAGUUAUUUGAAAUGUACAACACGUGUUAUGGACUCAUAAGCUACAACAGCGGUUACAACUGGUAACGACAAUUAUAAACUUUUAUAGUCACAGUGGCCUCAAAAAUAAAGCUCGCCAAGAAGAAAUUUGAAGGAACAAGUCUUUGUUUUUCAGUAAAACUUUUAUAGUCAAAAACUGCAGAUGAAAUUAUCAGAGAAAAUGGAUACUCACAAAAGCUACCAGCUUUUUAUAAAUAUAAUCAGUUAUUCAGUUCUUCUUAGCUAAUCAGCUACACACUUCAAAUUGCCUCUUGGCUAGCUUUAUUUUUUCGGCCCACUGUGACUUUGAAAGUUUAUAUUUUAUUUCUUCUUAGCUAAUCAGCUAAACCCACAAGAUGGUAGAAAAUUCAUGUUAAGUCAACUGUUGAGGAUGAAAUUUCGUCUAAGUAUGGCCACGAAGGAAAUCUAAAACAGUCUUUGAGCGACUUAAACCUCGUUCCCAGAGUGCCUUUCCAAACCAUUUAAUCCUUUGUAUACUGGGAAAGUGCUGCCAACCGAAUGGGGAUUGUUGAGUCCAAACCGAUAAUUUUCAAUGAAUUUAGACGCCAUUCAUUAAGAGGUCUUUAAGCAAUCUAUGCACGUGGUCAUCUCUUUUGAACAACAUUUUGAACUGAUUAAUCAAGCACUCUAUAUAGAAAUUUGAAAUGUUUCAUAGAACAGCUGUUUACAAUGAAUCCUGCUUCUGCGUCAUCGCCUCUUUCCUUUGUUCUUGUGCAGGAACCUGCCAAAAUCUCAAACAUAGACUUAAGCCACAAGCACAAAAAGUUCAUAUACAGCGUGCAGUUUCAAACAAGAACUUUGGUUUUAUGUACGAGAAUGGAAAACUGGAAGUAUUUCUUUGUAUCUAGUUUCGUCUUGUUAUGUUGUUUGAGGGACGCAAAGAGUGAGAAAUCGGACAACGAAAUUGAUAAAACUAAAUGGACUCCUAAACUGCGAGACCCAGUGAAGGUAAAAUACUUUAUUAAGUCUGUUCCAGCAAGUUUCAGUUCAAAAUGUCGGAUUUCUGUUUGAAAUUGAAAACAAAAUCAUUCCUUUACUGCCCUUAGCAGCCAGCUUAGGCAAUUCAUUGAAGUUUCGCAGAAAAAAGUCGAGAGAAAAUAAACCGAGUGGGACUUUUCAAGAACAAAGUAAAAUCUUCAUGCUUUUGCACGCUUGACUUCACCAGCGAACUACAGAAUUCGUAUUAUUACAGCUUUGACGGAAGAAGGAAAUGUCCUGAUAAUAUGAAAAUCAUUUUGAGACAAAUAUAUUUUCCUAUACGAAAAAGUUAAAAAAGACUGAACUACAAAAUUCAAUCAUAGUUUUUUGGCUUGAAUAUCACGUUAUCAGCCUAGUAUAUAACUAUAUGCUUAGUCUCAAUUCAUUUCAAACGACGUCUACGAGCACGUGAGAGGGUAGUCUUCUCGUAUAAAAGCGUACCGGCUUCAAUUGUUUUUCCUAUACUAACCAGAGGAUAAAUACAUUGCUUAACAGUAAUGUUUUUUUUUAAAAAAAUCCUUUAAAAUAGUCUAACAGUAAAUCAUGAGUUGAAUCAUUUUAAAAGAUAUUAACGAAAGCCUUUCUCGUUUUUAAUAUCACUUACUUGCUCGUUUUCUUAGUCUGAAUUGUCACACGCCGUGGGUUAGGGGUAUGUGGAGACGAAUGACAUAUCAGACUAUCAUUUUCUUGGAGAAUCUUGAUUGAAACAAGUCUUAAAAUGCCAGCAGAAUACUCAUCCUAAGUUUUUUUGUUUUGUUUGUUUGUUUGUUUUUGUUUUUGCCGUUUUGAUGCUCCCAGUUCCUUGAUCGUAAUAGUCGGUAGCCUCGUAGCCUGCGUAACAGGCGCUUGGAAGAAAUGCAUGGGUGCAAGUGCAUGCUAGUAGCCUCGGUUCAGGCCACGUAGUGAAAGGGCAAGGAUUCCUCGCACGUUUCUCGCGUUCGUGUUCACUUUAACUCAAAAUAUGCAACAAGGUUUUUAAAGUAUUUUUUACUUUGUUCAAUUCAUAUUUGUUAAUUCGUUAAGCUGAAUUUGUUUUGUAGAUUGGUCAUGUAGAGGAGGUGAAGGUAUUUCCAUUCCACUUCAGGAAAGUCAAAACAAUUAGCCUAAAGCCGCCGAUAUUUGGUGAGUUGUGCAAUGAAGUGCAUGGGAAGUAACAUUUCAGCAUCCUCUCGUUUUGGUACUUAUACAAGGAUAGUUUUAGCACAGAACUGAUUUCUAUCUCCAUAUUCUGAGUUCUGCAAGCCGUAGCUUGGGCGGAGAAAGAAACUAGAUCAGCUUUCUAAAAGAUAAACAAACAGACCGCGACAAAGUUGACGGUAGAUAGAAAACUAUCUUAAAUUUUCUACUGUUAUCUCUCGUGUGAUCUAUAUAGAGCGGAGACAACAGGAUUCACUGAAACAAGUAAAAUUCUAAUUUUCUCCUUUAAAGAGAUUCCCGAAUUUCUUACUGAUGUGGAAUGUGACCACCUGGUGAGCUAUGCCAGACGACUUGGUUUAGAGAAGAGCCCUUUAGCAAAAUCUGAGAAAACUAUUGAUGAUGAAACGUCAGAAAGGACUUUUAAAAUUUGGGAUAAUAACCAUGAUGGAUUUAUUGAGCCUGUUGAG
Porites lobata is the source of this 20722-nucleotide messenger RNA. The record is from the annotation of a GenBank genome assembly. Lineage: Eukaryota; Metazoa; Cnidaria; Anthozoa; Scleractinia; Poritidae.